GCACUUUUGAACUUUUGAAUUCAGCCUAAACCUUCUUCAAACAAACAGAUGGCCGAUGGGUUCACAGCAGAGACUGAGGAUUUUAUGUGCGGUCCACACUUCGGAACAGCAGCUGGUAAUGAUCUUCCAGUCCAUUGUCUACGCCUCCUGGCCACGCCCCUGCAGCUUUUUUCAGCUGCAAUGUGGCAAGUUGUGCAGCAGGGACUUGUGGAUCACUACGGGAUGCUGGAGGAGUUUGUUACCAUGGUGACAGAGAUGGUCCCAGAGCUGAUGAGCUACAGUCAGAGGGCUCAGCUCAUCCUGGGACUAAGAGCCAGGCUGGUUCUGGAGAUGUGUCGAGGCGAUCGGCCAGUAGACAUGCAGACCAUUCAGCAACAUCUGGACAGAAUUAAAGCCCCUGUCAGCACAGCCAAAGAUCACCAUGUUACCAUUGACCAGGUGGAGGAGUCUGAGGUGAACUUUGUGGAGUUGGUGCAUUCAUUACUGGAGGAUCCCUCUGACAGAAAAUAUUUUUUCCAGGACAUAUUUCCCGAGUACUUUGGCUCAAAGUACGACGCAGCACUUGAGAUGCUGGUUUGGGAGUUUAUAUCAAGGCUGGAGGAGCUGCUGCCAGUUCCAGACUUCACACAGUUGGCAGCUUUACUCGGAGAUGCUCCGUCAUUCCUAGACGACUGUUUACAAACCUCUUUCCCGCCACAGGACAUCAAGACUGUACUUGAACACCACAGAAACCUUGGUCAUUUUGAAGAAAAAGAUCCUAGAUUAUUACCGAUGGAUGACUGCAUCCUCUCCUCCCUGUCCCUCCCUCCUGUGACCAAACCUGUCAUAAACACUACCUCCUGCUCACCUGCUCUCAAAGACUCAGCCCCUCCAGAGCACAAAGGACAUCCCGCUGCACCCAACAACACAAGCAGCCUGGAGAGGGCGAUCAGGGGGGCCUCUGAGACAAUCAGACAAACACUGAGAGAAACGGGGGACUCGGGCAGCUGGCAGCUACAGGUUAGAGGCGGGAACUGUAGCAAUUCUCAGGAGAGGAAAGUGCAAAACUCAAUUAACACACGUCCAUGCGAUGAAACUAUAGACCUCACUACAUCUAAUGAGACAGCGGGCACGGACUCAGCAGCCAAUGAGAACAGCCAAAGCUUCAGAGGAGGGCGGGUUCCCAGGAAGAGGAAGCUUAGCGGAGGUGUAGACAUUCCCACAAAGCAGCCUAUGGAGGCAUCAGCUUUCUUGGAAUCUUCUGUGGAUGAUGAGUAUUCAGAUGAAUCUCCUCUAAUCUCGAUAUGGGGAGAAUAUACAGACUCUCAGGAAGGUUCUUUCCCGGUUGUAACUGACUUGAAAGUUCCCUGGUCAGACGAGGAGACGCUCCAUCUGCUUGACAUUUGGGGGAAGGACUCGGUGCAGCGGGCUUUGAAGGGCUGCUUGAAGAAUCGUCAUAUAUUCACUCAGAUUGCACAGAAAAUGGCAGAGAGGGGCUACAUGAGAACAGUUCAACAGUGCCAGACAAGGAUCAAACGACUGAAGAAAUGUUUCCGAAAGAACAACAGAGGGAACUCUAGGUUGGAAUAUAAAUAUAACGAGCAGCUGCAGCGAAUACUCGGCUCCUCAGCUUCUUCGGCCCUUCCUGAGGUGACUUACGAUGUUGAAGAAAUAAUCGAUGAAGAUGAGUCCCAGGACGGCGAAGAGGAUUUGCAGUUUCUUGGCCACACAAAUCGGCAGGAAAUCGGAACUAGAAGUGUUCCCUGGACAGACAUUGAGACACUGACCCUCAUCAACAUGUGGGGUGAGGACAAACUUCAACAGGAGCUGAGAGGAGUCCACAGAAACGGGCACAUUUUUUCCACCAUAUCCAACCACAUGGCUACCCAAGGAUUCUCCCGAACACCCGAGCAGUGCCAGACGAGGCUGAAGAGGCUGAAAUCAAGUUUCAGGCAAUGCUACGAAAACAGCAUGAAGGGACAGGAGCAAGUUCAGUGCAAGUUUUACGAUGAGCUGGCACAAAUUUUAGUGAAGGACCCCCCAUCAGUGCCGCAAUUGGAUGAAAUACCGGGAGAGCCUGAAGACGACGAGAACGACUUGCCUGCCAACUCCCAUCUGGACAUCGAGUCCGCUGUAGGCAUUCAAGAAGACAGGAAGAAAGUCCCCUGGUCCGACAAAGAGACCAUCAUCCUUUUGGAGAUUUGGGGAGACCCGCAGGUCCAGCUGAACCUGAGACGUUACCCACACAACGGUCACGUUUUCACAGAAAUAUCAGAGAAACUCUGCGCCAACGGCUACUCCCGCAGUGCAGGGCAGUGCCACACCAGAAUCAAACGGCUGAAAUGCAGCUAUCGCCAGUGUCAGGAAAACAUGAGCUCAUCUGGGACUGUCGAUUUCAAAUUCUAUGAUCUACUGGAGCAAAUCCUGGACAAGCAACCAUCAACAUCUUCCACUGUGGUAACCAACUCCAUUGAAAUAUCCGAAGACUCCAAUGUUGAAUCAUUGUCUGAAACAGAUGGAGAAAUCAACAUGUCCGUAGAUAAACCAGCACCCGGCUCGUGGUCAGAUGCGGAGAUCCUGGUGCUUAUCGAUAUCUGGGGCGAAGAAGAAGUUCAGAGGGCGCUGAGGGGUUUUGUCCACAACGGACGAGUUUAUGCCGACAUUUCAGAGAGAUUGCGCAACCUCGGAUACACAAAAACCCAGGAGCAGUGCCGCUGGAAAGUCAAGUCACUGAGGAACAACUUUCGACAGUGCUACGACAGGAAGAAAUGUGGAAGAAGAGUAGAUUAUAGGUUCUACAACCAGCUGGAACAAAUACUUGGACCGGAGGCAGUUUCUGUUGAUGAGUACGAUGAAAGAGACGAACAACCCGAACAGGAUCCAGCGGUAGGGACAGACUGUGUGAACACUGUGUGGACGGAGCAGGAGACAGCAGCUCUCGUUGAGGUGUGGGCUGCAGAUGAUGUGCAGCACAGCCUGAAAACCUGCGUCCGCAACGGGCACAUAUUCAUCGAAAUAUCAGAGAAGAUGGUCGCCAUGGGAUACAUGAGGACGGCAGAGCAGUGCCACUCUAGGAUCAAAAGGUUGAAGAAGACUUACAGGCGAUUCUGCAACAAUCGGAGAAGUGGAGGCCGGCCUUCAGUGUUUCGAUACUUUGACCUCCUUGCUCCUGUGCUUGGUGACAACUCUGUGUUUAGUGAUGUGGACAACGCUGCUGUUGACGCCACCUUGUCACCAUUUAUAGACAAGGAUCCUACUAUGUACGAACUGCCCUCAACCAGCCACAUCCUGUCCGACCUGAGCAGAAAGACGCCCUGGUCGGACCAGGAGACUCGCACACUGCUUGACAUCUGGGGUGAAGAUAAUGUCCAGCUCACCCUGAGGGGCUGCCUGAAGAAUCGCCACGUAUUCCAGUACGUCUCAGAGAAGAUGGGUGAUCAAGGAUAUAUAAGGACUUCAGAGCAGUGCUACACCCGCAUCAAGCGCCUUAAGCACGGCUUCCUCCAUGAAAGGGAAGAAUUUAAAUUCUUCAGUGAGAUGGAGAAAAUCUUCACUAAGGAGCUGAACACGGACAGCUCAGUCACAGACAUGCCGGUCACAGACGAGCCGGAUGACAGCACACUUGAACAGGGCCAAAAGAAAGCUGGCUCAGGUAACCAAUGGAUGUCUGAUAGCACUAAGCUGCCCUGGAGCGACGGAGAAACCGAGGUCCUCCUGGAAAUUUGGGGGAGCGAGGAGAUUCAGGAGAACUUGAAAGGCUGCACCAAGAACAAACACAUCUUCAUCCAGAUCUCUGAGGUCAUGGUCAACCAGGGCUACCUGCGCACUCCCGAGCAGUGUCAAACAAGAAUAAAGAGGCUGAGGGCCAAUUUCCGACACUUCUUGGAAGGCAGAAAAGGAGAAAAACAAGAAUGCAAGUUCUUUGACCAGUUGGUGCAGAUAUUCGGCAGCAAGUAUGUAACCUCUGACCCCCAGGCCAAGGAUACAGCCAUAGAGUCAUGAAACCAUGCAUUAUCGUAGAGCCAUAUUGAGAGCACAUAACAGCAGCAGAUGGAAGAAGAACAUCCAACAAAAGGACAGUAAAGCAGAAACUGUGAAUUUAUCAGCUGCAGUGUGCAGUUGUUUACAUAUGACAGAACAGGGCCGGUACAGGCUCACACAUCUACAUUUGCUUCUAUAUACUACAAAUACUUUUACAUUCUUCAAACACACAGACCUACUGAGGUGUGGAUUGCUGUGUGUGUGUGUGUGUGUGUGUGUGUGUGUGUGUGUGUGUGUGUGUGUGUGUGUGUGUGUGUGUGUGUGUGUGUGUGUGUGUGUGUGUGUGUGUGUAUGUGUGUGUGUGUGUGUGUGUGUGUGUGUGUGUGUGUGUGUGUGUGACUGUGUGUUUGUGUUCCUCCACCAGAGUGUCUUCUUGAAUAUUUACGACAGAGCCAUGACACUAGGACGCUCAGGGCUCGAGGGACCAGAAAGAAUCUAUGAUUUUGACCUGGUGGGAGUCACACAAGAUGCAGUCUUCCUCUGGAAAAUGUGUUUUUACUUGUAUAAAAUUUAUUUUGUACUUGAACUUGAAGUAAGUGAAGCAGAGCACACGCAAAAACCAAUACACACAAGGCCUCUAGCACUGUAACCACAGCCUACAUUUGCUUUUUUCGCUAGUUCAGGUCUCACUCGUCUUUGCAUUUGUUUGUCAUGUUUGAAAUCUACGUGUUGAAAAGUAAAAGAUUCCUUUGUUAAGUUAAGUCUUAA
This is a messenger RNA of Scomber scombrus (Atlantic mackerel), 4728 nucleotides long. RefSeq lists its product as uncharacterized. The record is from RefSeq and is a predicted model, not a curated record. Gene Ontology annotation, cellular component: shelterin complex. Gene Ontology annotation, molecular function: telomeric repeat DNA binding. The transcript has 24 exons. Bases 49 to 3981 code for a protein of 1310 amino acids. Gene Ontology annotation, biological process: regulation of telomere maintenance via telomere lengthening; telomere capping. NCBI's taxonomy places the organism in Eukaryota, Metazoa, Chordata, Actinopteri, Scombriformes, Scombridae.